Messenger RNA from Ogataea philodendri, 1512 nucleotides. RefSeq lists its product as uncharacterized. The record is from RefSeq and is a predicted model, not a curated record. The coding region runs from base 1 to 1512 and encodes 503 amino acids. The transcript has a single exon. NCBI's taxonomy places the organism in Eukaryota, Fungi, Ascomycota, Pichiomycetes, Pichiales, Pichiaceae.
AUGCUGGCAGUGCAGCGUUUAGUUGUCUCCCUUUUCUUUAUAGACAUUAUGGACAGUGACAGCGAGGCCAACCAGAUCGCGGACCAGGACUCCGUAACAACACAGGAGUCGCAAAACGUCGAGGACGAGGCGUACCACUCGGAAGACCCGCCUGUUUCCGCGUACGCCAGCGGCAAGAAGACGGUGGUGUUUGACGAGGACAGGAACCAGAUCAACGAGCGCUCGGUCAACGAGAGCGAGUACACCGAGUCGUUGAGUAGCGACUCGCUCGAGGACCUUGAGGAACAGCGGCGGCUGCAGGAAAUGAGGGGCGCCGACUUGGUGAGUUUGUUUACGAAGCACGACUUUGUCACUUCGUCGCCGAUCAAGGAAGACGACGUUUACAAGGACGGGAGCACGAUCCACGACAACCCAAUGAACUCUCCACGCAGGCCGGAUGGGCCAGACUACGGGCUCGAGGUGCCGACGUACCAGAACGACGAGUCUCGCGACUCUUCUCCAACGAGAUCGCACCGAGACAAUGGACCACCACCUCUCGUUGACAAUAUCCCCGAUCUUGCACACCACAAGGUGGCGCCAUUGAAACCGGUCGCCAUGAACAAACUGCUCAACGUCCAGCAGAACAAAGACAAUCGCCAGAAAGAACAUUACUAUCCUGAAGACUCCACGCCUAGCUUCCAAAACGAAGCAAGUGUGAGCGUCUUGGAAAAUGAGACAGAACUCAAACAUUUCAUCCCGCCUAUGCACCAGAAACCUGCUAAACGUCAUCGGGUCAAACACCACAAGCCUGUUGAGUCGAAAACCAACGUCGACUCCAUCAUCAACCAUUUCAAAACAGAACGCGACCAGGCCCUUGCCGAGCGAGACGAGAUCCAAAAGGAGCUCGAAAACCUGCACUCUGUUCUGGACACCUGCUGGGGAAAAAUAUCCAAAGAGUGUUCGCAGGACACCCACUCGUCAGAACGCACAUUUAUCGAGUCUGUGCUGGAGUCUAUCCGUGGCGGCUCGACUCCACCAACGACCAACCUCACAAACUAUAUCCAGAAGUUUUCAGAGAAAAUCAACAGUCUGGACGAACAGGUUCAGAACGACAUGAAGGACGAGCUCAGACAGCUGCGAAAGGAGCUGACCCAGGCCCAGACAGAGAAAAUGGAGGCAACCGCCCAGAUGAGCGAGUGUCUUCGCAAAUGUAACAGAAAGGACGAACUCUUGCAACAGAUCAAACCUCAGUUCAUCUACGUAUACCAAGAACUGCUGAUUCCGUUCAUCAACUGCGGAAUCGACGAGAAACUUGUCCCCACCAAGAGAAAAGCAGAUAUUAACGAACUGUACGACUCGAUGGUUGUGAUUGACAAACCAGGACAGUCCCCAAACAACAGCUCGUCGUUCCACUCACAAGACUUCCAGCAGUUCGCCUCGCUCAACAGAAGACUCACCGAGUACUUUGCCGACCUGGCGCUGUGUCUCAAGAACCUGUCCAUCGUCGAGCAGUCGAUCGACGCGCCGAUCUAA